UUUGAUGCUGAAUCUGAAAAAAUUAUUUUCAGAAGCCGAAAAAAUGAACAAAGUAGAAAAUUUUGCACAUUUCGAAAAAGAUGUGUUUUUCUCGAAAAAUGACAUCUUCGCAGUAUUUCGUAUUUUUUGACCGGAAGGAAGUAUUUGCUAAGGCUGAAAAGUAGUUUUUCGUGAUCAGCAGCUCACACUCUAUCAAAUGGUAUAAAAAAAAAGCAAAAAAAAUCUUACUCGAAAUUCGCAUUGCCGGCACCUUACAUCUAAAUCAAGUUUAAAUAAGAUCUAUUGUAAAACCUUUAUGUCGAGCUCAUCAAGAUGUUCGUGCAUGUCUUAUUUUUACUUUACUUCAUUUUGUUGGUAGAUCAAAUAAAACAACUGAUGGUCCAAUACUUUGGAAAAUUCUUGAAGAAGCUGCACAGGAUGAUUAUCUUCCUGUAAUCAAAUCUUUAUUUGAUACUGAUCGAGGAAAAUCUCGUUGGCCAUUAACGCGAUUAAAAAAUAUCUCCUAUGAAAAUUUUGAUAGAUUUGUGAAUCGAAUUCAGUUUAAAGUGUUAGAUCACCCAACAUCAUUAAAAGCACGUUCAGAAGCUUGGACAAAUAUUGAUCAUGGACAUUGUGAUACAAAUAAUUAA
Didymodactylos carnosus is the source of this 629-nucleotide messenger RNA. The record is from the annotation of a GenBank genome assembly. Lineage: Eukaryota; Metazoa; Rotifera; Eurotatoria; Philodinida; Philodinidae.